AUGCCACACAUGCGGUUAGAUCGACAGCUAACUUGUGAACCCGUUCUAUUGUCAAAGAUUACUGGGUUGAUGCCUUCGAAAGUGUUAGAUUUAUCCAUACGAACUCAGUACAUGGAUCUGGAGCUCGCAGAUCCGAACUUCGAUCGUCCAGGGAAAAUUGAAUUCUUACUAGGCGCUGACGUGUACAACCACAUUUUCACAGAUGGUCAUCACGUACGCCAUACACCAGGGUUGCCUUCCGCGUUCGAGACAACAUUGGGCUGGAUUAUUGUUGGAGCCGCGGCAGCCUCAAGCACUUUGUCAUCGCAAGUAUCACUGUCAUUGACAACCGAACCGUCACUAAAACAAUUGCUGAAUCGGUUUUGGGAAGUUGAGGAGCCUGUGGUUUUACCUAAUCCGUUUACAGAAGAACAGAAGUGCGAAGAGAUUUUCCGCCGUACCACCACCAGAGACCCGUCUGGGAGGUACUCGGUGUCGUUUCCGUUUAAAACUAAUCCUUCCGUUCUUGGUGAUUCCCGGUCAAUGGCACUAUCAAGAUUUUAUAACUUGGAGCGUAAAUUAACAGCCGAUCCUAUCAUAUACGAGGAAUAUAAAUGUUUUAUGAACGAGUAUUUACAACUUGGCCACAUGAAACUCGCGCAAACUCCAGGAAACUACAUCAUUCCACAUCACGCAGUUGUCAAACGAACGAACGGAAAAAUUAAACUAAGAGUCGUAUUUGACGCGUCUGCCACUACAUCCUCUGGAACAUCAUUAAACAAUUUGCUAUUCAUCGGACCCAAAUUGCAAUGUGACAUAGCAGAUCUACUACUACGAUGUCGCUUUCAUGUAUACAUGCUCACAGCAGAUAUAUGCAAAAUGUAUAGACAAAUACAGGUGCCACCAGCGGAAUGCUCUUACCAGCAUAUUCUGUGGCGCAACGAUCCAUCUGAAUCAAUACAGGAGUAUGCGUUGUCGACAGUUACUUACGGAGUGUCUUCGUCCCCCUUUCAAGCCAUCCGUGUAUUGCAUCAACUGGAAUUGGACGAAGGUUUCAAAUACCCAGCUGCACAAGUAGUGUUAUCUAGUCAAACCUACGUCGAUGACAUUAUAGCCGGAGCUGCCUCAGUCGAACAGAUGGUGACGUUGCAAAAACAGCUCAUCGGUUUGUUAGGUCAAGGUCAAUUUGAGCUAAAAAAAUGGGCAAGUAACUGUCGACAAGUUCUGCAAAAUAUCCCACAGGACGAUCAAGUUGUAGAACUGUCAUUCGACCCAAAGGAUGAGUGUUCAAUAAAGAUCCUGGGGUUACAUUGGAACCCGGCAAAUGAUAUAUUCAGUUAUCACAGUGAUCCCUGCGUCUCUCGACCUACGAAACGCUCAGUGCUAUCCGCGAUAGCUAAGAUCUAUGACCCACUCGGAGCCUUAUCACCCAUCACCUUUUGGGCUAAGUGCUUCAUGCAGAUUUUAUGGAAAAAUGCGUAUGAAUGGGACCAACCGAUCCCAGACGAACUAGCUUCUUCCUGGAAUUCAUGCUCUACGCAGUUACCUUCGGUCUCACAAGUUAAAAUCAGGAGACAUAUUCCUAUUGAACAAUGUACGGACGUUCAACUACUAGGGUUUUCCGAUGCAUCACAAAAGGGAUACUCAGCUGUUGUUUACAUGCGAUUGUCGUAUGCGUCAAAACCUGGCACAGUACAUCUACUUACAGCAAGGUCGAAGGUGGCACCGUUAAAGAACAGUCGUCUGGAUGAGUCACUUUCCAUUCCAAGGUUGGAAUUAUGUGGGGCACUGCUAUUAGCUCAAACACUGCAUCGUGUACAAAAUGCAUUAUCGUCAAUCACUCACAUAUCCUCAAUUCAUGCCUGGACCGACUCUACAGUGGUGUUGUCUUGGCUAACAACUCAGCAAGUUACAUUUAAAGUAUUUGUCACGAACAGGCUUAACAAGAUAGGUGAACUUCUGCCCUCGGUUCAGUGGAGAUACGUACCAUCAAUGCAAAAUCCAGCUGAUUGCGUGUCCCGCGGCCUACUUCCUACCGAGGCAUUAGAACACAGUUUAUACUGGGAUGGUCCAUCUUUCGUACAACAGUCACCUGAUACUUGGAAAUCACCACAGUAUGAAAAAAUUCCCGUCGCUGAACUACCUGAACAGAAAACCGUGGCAGAGAUCCUGCAUGUUAUUGUUACACCAACAACGAACGACGAAUGGCUUGAAAAAUUCUCAUCAUUGACUCGUCUAAAGAGAGUUGUUGCUUACAUGAGACGUUUCAUCGUCAAGGCUCAUCACAAGUCAGUCCAGCGAAAUCCCACACAUCAAUGUGACGAGCAUCCACCCAUGUUUACAGGUUUCCUUCGGUAUGAAGAGCUUAGUGAUGCUUUACAGACGUUAGUCCAAAUAACACAACGCAUCCACUUUCCACAGUUAAUCAAGCUUAUUUCAUCUUCGUCAUCGUCAAUCAAACCUCGUUCGAUAGCUUGUCUCACCCCGUUCAUUGACGCAUCUGGAAUCAUACGCGUGGGUGAACGACUGCGCCGUUCAACCGCACCGGAAGACUUCAAAUAUCCAGUGUUAAUACCAAAGUCAAGCGCUUUAACGUUCCUAUUGAUCCGAUAUUAUCAUAUAACUGGUAUGCACGCUGGGCCUCAGCUUGUGGCAUCCUUGUUGUCUUCUCAAUUUUGGAUUGUGUCAGGUCGAUCAACAUUCGUCACAUUAUUUUCAAAUGUGUUACAUGUACACGACAUCGAGCGUUAA
Messenger RNA from Acyrthosiphon pisum (pea aphid), 2730 nucleotides. RefSeq lists its product as uncharacterized. The record is from RefSeq and is a predicted model, not a curated record. Lineage: Eukaryota; Metazoa; Arthropoda; Insecta; Hemiptera; Aphididae. The coding region runs from base 1 to 2730 and encodes 909 amino acids. The transcript has a single exon.